UCGCGAGCCAGCCCGCAAGACCUGCUUUCACUAGGCCAAUAACACUAAGAGUAUCGUCGUUGUGUCCCUGUUUAUCUGCAUGUAAUUGAGUAAGAUACAAGAGACGAUACACUCACCUCCGUGACCACGCGGAAAUAACUAGAGUAAGCAUAGGGUAAGUUAGUGAUAAGAUCCCAUCCAUCCCCCCUCCCAACCCCCUUCUUCACCCCCACCCCCAUAGACAGACUGGCUGGAAGCAGCGAGGGAACAGCGAGGACCGACAGCCAGCAUAGCCCGAUCGCCGUGGACCGCCUGAGGGAGGCUGCGUCGCCUAGGCAACGGGACGCGGGAAUGGCAUGGGCAGGAAGAAAGAAACCGACCGAUGGACUCAGCCACGACAGCCUGCACGACCGCCAGCCACCACCGCUGCCAUAUGUCCCCGGUGCAGUCCCGCUGCACGGGUAGUCACUAAGCCCGUGCAGCCAGCGGCAGGGUCCCCUUCCCCCGACCGCUCGGAUACACCGAGGCGACUGACAGGCCCAGGGCGCCGCCAUAUUGCCCGGCGAGCAGCGAGGACCACGAACCGGCCAACCGUGUUCGAGCACCCGCCACACCGCCAAUACCCUGCCAUGCCACACCCGCCGACCAAUGCCGAAGCGCGUAGUCUCUCCGAACUCCAGCCGCCAGCCAACUAGCGAGGCCCCUGUAGCAGCCCAAGAGAAGCAACGGGGACCCGCGCCACGAGGACUUUACUUCGAGCCAGACCGCGAGAAAGCAGAGAGAUAGAGUGCGGAAAAUAACACGUGAGAGCGUGAGAAAGUGUGUGAGAAAGAUACAAGGAGAGAGUGAUAAGAAUAGAGUGAGUGGAUUUAUAGAGUGAGGAACAUAAAAAGUGAGAGCGUGAGAAAGUGUGCGAGAAAGACCAGGAGAGAGCGAGAAAAUUAGAACUUGACUGAAAAAAAAAUCAACUGCAACGGGUGGAGAAAAACGCCCUUCUGAAGAAGCUGAUACAGCGAUGGCGGCCGAACAACAAUCCUGUUCUUGUUUAUGCACAGGUACAUUGAUACUGUUCUAUUAUAUUUGAUUUUGUUUUACUUGAAUACUUAAACGUGUUAUUCUGGAUUUUAGAGCAAGGUAAAAUUAUUAUACGUAUGAUUGCUAGUCUUCAAGUCGAUAUCAAAGGCUUCUAUGAAAAAAUUAAAAAACAAGAACCGAGACCCAAGAACCGAGAACCGAAACAAGAAUGAAGUUAACGCUGAUACGAGGUUGAUAAAACAGUUGCUGCCAUUGAACGACCUAGCUACCAUCGAAAACAUCGAAAAGUUGCUCAUAAGCUCAGAAGAAGCUAAAUUGCAAUUCGUUGCAAGUGUAGUUACAUGGAAAAGAGUAGGACAGAAUUUCGAAAUUUAUGAUCUCUCCGUCGUUGAAAUUAUCAAAGAUUCGGUGUGCAAUAAUUUCUCUGACUAUACAGAAGCAGACUUUGAGCAAACUGUAAAAGAAUGGAUUCGUCUUGGAAAACAACGAAAAGAACGCGAACGCAAAACGUUAGCGAAGGGAUCCAAACCAAGUCCUAUUUUAAAAAAUCAAAAAGUAGGUUUUAGGAAAUUCAAUUACCUUUGGAAUGACGUCGGUUUUUUCGGGACUGGUUGAAAUUUGUUCAGUAAAGGUGGAAUCAUGCAAAUGUAUCAGAGCAUGCACAGAGAAAAUGUAUUACAUGUACUGCCUGUCUUUGAAAUAUAUUUACCGUGUCAAAUA
Molecule: messenger RNA, 1734 nt
Organism: Cephus cinctus (wheat stem sawfly)
Lineage: Eukaryota; Metazoa; Arthropoda; Insecta; Hymenoptera; Cephidae
Exons: 5
Coding region: 1168-1629 (153 amino acids)
Source: RefSeq, a predicted model, not a curated record